AUGGAGCCGCCCCCGGGACCGCGCGAGGUGCCCAGCGCCGGGGACGAGGACUCGGAGGAGCCCGAGUCCGAUCCCGACGCGCAGGCCGCGGCGUACGUGGCCCGCGUGCUCGGCCCGCCGCCGCUGGGGCUCGCGGCCCCCCGCGCCCCGCCGCCGCCCGCGCCCGCCGCUUUCGCCCCCGACCCCGACUCCGACGUGCGGGCGGCGCGCCGGGGGCCCGACGCGGGGGAGCCGGGCCUGCUGAGCCUGCCCCCCGAGCUGCUGCUCCAGAUCUGCGCCUACCUCGACGCGCGCCUGGUGCUCCACGUCCUGCCGCGCGUGUGUAACGCGCUCCGCGACCUGGUGCGCGACCGGGUCACCUGGAGGCUCCGCGCGCAGCGGCGGGUCCGAGCGCGCUACCCGGUGGUGGAAGAGGAUGACUUCGACUGGCCGGGCGCCUGCAUGGAACUGGAGCAGCAUCUGGCGCGCUGGGCGGAGGAUGGGCGCUGCGCCGAGCACUUUUGCCUGGCCAACGGCCACAUAGCCUCGGUUGACUCCGUGCUGCUCCUGGAGGGCGGGUCCUUCUGUCUGUCUGGCUCCCGCGAUCGCAAUGUGAACCUGUGGGAUCUGCGGCAGCUUGGGCCGGAGCCCAGCCAAGCGCUGGUCAAAGCCCUGGGUUCGAAGCCCUACAGCACCCACGAGGGCUGGGUGUGGUCACUGGCAGCUGUGGACCACCGUGUGUGCUCGGGCUCCUGGGACAGCACCGUGAAGCUCUGGGACAUGGCAGCCGAUGGGCAGCAGUUUGGCGAGAUCAAGGGCAAGGCGGCUGUGCUGUGCCUGUCCUACCUGCCUGAUGUCCUGGUGGCUGGCAGCUAUGACAAAAAAGUGUCCGUCUAUGACCCCAGAGUGGGCCCUGCUUUGCUGCACAGCCAGCGGCUACACUCAAGCGCGGUGCUGGCGCUCCUGGCCGACGAACAGCGCAUCGUGUCCACCAGCGAGGACCACACACUGGUGGUAUUUGACCGCCGCAACCACGGUGUCCUACAGCGGUUGCAGCUCGACUCCUACCUGCUGUGCCUGUCCCACCAGGAGCCCCAGCUCUGGGCUGGUGACAACCGGGGCGCCUUGCACGUUUUCUCCAGCCACCAGGGUGGCUUCCAGCAUAUCCGGUCCUUUGACGUGGGUCACCGCUCUCAGAUCACGGGGAUCAGACACUCACUGGGGACCCUGUACACGACAUCCACCGACAAGACCUUCCGGGUCCACCUGCCCACUGAUCCCCCCAAGACCAUCUGCACCCGCCACCAUGACAACGUGCUGAAUGGGAUCUGUGCCGAUGGCAACCUGGUAGUGGCUGCCUCAGGGGGCCUGUCACUGGAGGUGUGGCGGCUGCUGGACUGAGAAACCUGCCACCCACCAACCUGCCCAGUGGCCUCUCUUCUUGGGGAACUUUCCCCCUUUUUGGU
Messenger RNA from Suncus etruscus (white-toothed pygmy shrew), 1445 nucleotides. It is a transcript of the gene FBXW9, whose product is annotated as F-box and WD repeat domain containing 9. The transcript has 10 exons. Gene Ontology annotation, cellular component: preribosome, large subunit precursor. The record is from RefSeq and is a predicted model, not a curated record. Gene Ontology annotation, molecular function: protein binding. The coding region runs from base 1 to 1380 and encodes 459 amino acids. NCBI's taxonomy places the organism in Eukaryota, Metazoa, Chordata, Mammalia, Eulipotyphla, Soricidae.